GAAUCGAAGGCGCGUAUUUUAGUUGUCUCGUUACAUGGGCAAAUAUCAUAAUAUUUAUCAGGUGGGAAACUAACACGUUUGGUCAUUCCUUCAAAUGAUCAAAGUACCGGGCUUUGUUAUUUCCCAGCUACUGGGACGAGGGACGUAUGGACAAGUAUACAUGGGAAGAAAGUCCGGUUCAAUUGAAACUAAGCAAUCAAGCCCGGGAUAAUUUAGUCAGUGAAAUUUCUAUUUUGAAAGCUCUUGAGCAUCCCCAUAUUGUUCGUAUGCUUGAUUUUACAUGGGAUGCAUCUUUUGUGUAUAUUAUAAUGGAGUUUUGUGGCGGAGGAGAUCUUAGCAGAUAUUUGAGGUUGAAAAGAAGAUUAGAUGAACUGCUUGUGCAACGCUUUUUACAACAGUUAGCUUUAGCUCUUCAAUACUUAAAAAGUAAAAAUAUAGUCCACAUGGAUUUAAAACCUCAGAAUAUUUUGCUCACAUCAAUUAACAAUCCAAGCUUGAAGCUUGCCGACUUUGGAUUCGCCCAAUGUAUUAAAGAGACAGCUAAAAAGAAUGAAGUUCGUGGCACAUUAUUGUAUAUGGCACCUGAAAUAUUUUGCGAGGGUUUUUAUCAUCCUUCAUGUGAUCUAUGGUCUAUUGGUAUUAUUCUAUAUGAAUGCCUAUUCGGCACUACUCCCUACGGUCAAAUUACAAUUGAAAAAUUAAAAGAGAAAUUAGUGGCAGUGGAUGAACAAAUUAAGUUACCUUCUACAAAUGAAAUAAGCAAACCAUGUGCUGCCUUAAUACAUGGUUUAUUAAAACGGAACCCUUCUGAACGAUUAAAGCAUGAACAAUUUUUUUCACAUCCAUUCAUUGAUUUAGAUCAUGCACCAUCAGCACAAAGUCUGGAUAAAGCUGCCGAAUAUCUUAAACGUGCGCCUCAACUACAAUCACUGGGGAAAUUAUGUGAAGCCUACGAUUGUUAUCUAGAAGGUUUAAAUCACCUAAUGGCUGCAUAUAAUUAUGAGCCAUCGCGCUUCAAGAAAUCGCAAAUACGAAACCUGAUGAAAGAUCAUUUACUAAAAACGGAAUCACUGAAAUUAGAAUUAUGUCUACUUAGUCACACGGAUGUGACUUCAUCAUCGUUACCUCAAUUAGAGCCAAAAACUCUUAACAGUCAAGCAGUUAAUUUACCUGAUCCUAUUGUUCCAGUGAAAUGUUAUGAUGUAUCACGACAGCCUAAAAAGAAUGCCGAUUCAUCAAAGAAAGGCCUAUUUCAUUAUCUACCAAAAGAAACAUAUCAACCACAAGAUUCAGGUACAAGUGGUAAUUUUACAUAUUUUAGGGGAGACUGUUUGUCGACAGAUUCAGUCGAACAAAUUAAUGUUUGUUUAUCCUCAGAUAAAGCUGGAGUUCUUACUCGUAUUAAGCAUUGGUUUUCGCGACAGAAUGAUAAGACUGAAAAUCCUUAUGAAUACAGUGGAAAAGCUAGUAAGAAGAAAAAGGAAUACGAAAAAAAUGAAUCAGAAUUUUAUGCGUUUGUAUUCAAUCUGUGUGUUAUACUCAACUCAAUUUGUCCAAGUAAAUAAUUGUGAUACAAUGGUAAUGAAAAUGCUAUCAUAAACAUCAAGUCAUAAUAUUGUCUUUUAUUCUGUUUGUUUCCUAGUUUAUUCAAUAUUAAAAAUUGUAACACGAUACUAACAUAUUACAUUUAUUAGUAUAUUUUAACAUGUAUCAAACGUUUUACUUGUUGAACAUUGAUCUAAAUAUUAAUUUGUAGUAAUUAGUUAUUGUUGGGGAUGUUAUAUCCCCAGAACUCACUUGAAAAAAGUCAUAAUUUCGUAAUUUUAUCUUGAAAAUUUGAAUUUCUUUGUUUUCGCGCCACAAUCGCUCUUUUCUCCUUCAUGUCGUAUUUCCCAGUUGGGAGAAUCUUAAACGCUAUUGGUCCAUUGUAUCUUUUGGUAGGCUGUUUUGUAACCCUUCCCAAAGACGGUUUUGGGCUGUAUGUAUAUGUUUUUGAUUUGUGUCUGUUGUUAUCACUCAUGCUUCUGGCUUUUUGCGGAAUAUACUUCCCCGUUCGGACUUCGACUUCUCUCUCUAGUAAGCGGGCUGGGACGCAACACAGUAGCUAGCUUAUUGGUCUUUGGUCACAAGUCUUUGUUCCGUUCGCAGACUAAGUGAACUCGUAAUCGUUUCAGUUAUAUUCUAAAGUUCUCUUUUCCGUGUUUACUUUUUCUCUGUUACUAGUGUUUAAAGUAGUAUUAUUAAUAAUGGUCAGACCAUACGACUUAAGCUUUCUCUGUUAAGCUCUAAAAUGUACUAAUCAUUAUUUUAAUUUGUUAAGUUUGGCUAUGUAUGGAUGGGAAAAAACACGACCAUUUUGUUGCUUAUUUCCAUUCUGCCCCCAAUGCCCUGGUAUGGCCAAGGUCGGGGAGAGUUAGCUAUCCCUCUCGAAAUGCUCUCACAUGGCCAUGCGUAUGCAUCCAAUGAAAGGAAAGUCCUACUUACUGCCUUCUUACAGCGGGUAUGCUGUUUACGAAUUUGAGAUGACGAAAAGUGAAUAUCCGGAGCUUUAACCGGGUUGAUGGAUAUGGAGGAUCCACCUAGGGGAGUUGGAAAACCCUGAUUCCAAACCAAUGGUGCAUAUGGGCUACAAGAUCGUGAGGGAACAAAUGGCGUAUGAACCUAUUGUUGGUCAUCGACUACCUUGUAACGUUGAUCCACUGCUUGUAGAUUGGACCUCUAUGUCAAAGGCUUGGAAUAUGGCCUCCUAACAAAACCACCUGUGCCCCCUUGUACCAGUGUUUAUGUGUUCAAAUAAAUAUUAUCUCCAUUCUAGUUUAUUCUAAUUCUAAACGAUUGUUUCCAUACAAUUAUUUUAAAUAAUAAUGAAUUUCAUUUACACUGCAUUACUUUCAUUGAUUUGUAUGGAUAUGAGCAGAACCUGUGCCU
Schistosoma intercalatum is the source of this 2928-nucleotide messenger RNA. Lineage: Eukaryota; Metazoa; Platyhelminthes; Trematoda; Strigeidida; Schistosomatidae. The record is from the annotation of a GenBank genome assembly.